Messenger RNA from Syngnathus acus (greater pipefish), 807 nucleotides. RefSeq names its product MORN repeat containing 5 (gene morn5). The transcript has 5 exons. The coding region runs from base 159 to 722 and encodes 187 amino acids. The record is from RefSeq and is a predicted model, not a curated record. Lineage: Eukaryota; Metazoa; Chordata; Actinopteri; Syngnathiformes; Syngnathidae.
AGAUAAUGUCACGCUUUAAAACUAUUGAACGUUUCUUGCACGUUAUUGCUUUGGGGGGGGAAACAUCUGUUUCUGUCUUUUGUGUCAUAGUAAGUACAGAAGGGGGGGGGGGGAUAUUUUGAGCAGACUGGUCAUUGAAAGUAAAUUAAGAAAUAAAAAUGGAGCUCACUGGAAGCAGUUAUAAAGGGCCUACUCUAAAUGGCAGGAUGGAAGGAGAAGGGGAGUACACCUUCCCAUCUGAGACCAAGUACAUCGGGGAGAUGAAAGAUGGGAUGUUCCAUGGUGCAGGGGUGCUCCACUUUCCAAAUGGAAGCAAAUAUGAGGCCACCUGGGAGAACGGCAUUGCCACGCAGGGAUCAUUCACCUUUACUGAUGGGCUGCCGUACCAAGAGAAGGAAUGGGAUUACUGCGAUGGCAACGAUAGACGCUUCUACACCGAGAGAUGCAAUGGCCUUCGACCAGCAGGUGAAUCCCAGCUUACUGAUCUGCACCCCCCACGAGAAAUUCCUGAAGGCUGCUAUGAUUGUGGAGAUGGUUUUUAUGACCCCGCUACUAGAACUAUCACUUCCUAUGAUGGGACUUUCCUCAGGGAGGCUGAUGACUCGGAACACGAGUGGAUACUGCGAACCUGUCGAGUGGCAGACGAUACGAUUUCCGACAUCUUCCAAGAAGAGGCUUCCUGUGUGGACCUGAACGAAGCCGAGUCAAUUGUUGAUACAUAAUACUGUAAUGUUUGCAAUAGUAAAGCACGUUUAUUUUUGGGUCCCUCAGUUCAAUAAAUAAUACAUUGAAUGGAAAACUGAUCAA